This is a messenger RNA of Corvus hawaiiensis (hawaiian crow), 1332 nucleotides long. RefSeq names its product MOK protein kinase (gene MOK). The transcript has 6 exons. The record is from RefSeq and is a predicted model, not a curated record. Bases 1 to 600 code for a protein of 199 amino acids. NCBI's taxonomy places the organism in Eukaryota, Metazoa, Chordata, Aves, Passeriformes, Corvidae.
AUGGGUGCGACAUCCACAAUUGCCCCACACCUGGGCGCGCACCUGGCGGGCAGGGGCGGGGUGACGGCGCCCCGUGCACACCGCGCAUGCGCCUCCCGGCCGUGCCGUGUGCAGCGGGCCGCGGCGUGGGAGCGGCGCGUGCGCGGUUGCCGGGGCGACUGGAACACAACAUGGCGGCCUGAGGGGAGCGCCGGGAGCGGGGCCGGGUCGGGCCCGGCCGCUCAUCCGCCAAUCCCGUCACCUGCGGGACGGCGCGGGAUGCAGAGUAAGGGGUACAGAAAUGAAGUAUUUCAGAGAGAUGGACAACCAGAAAACAUAAUAAUAAAGCAGAACACCCUGAAGUUAAGAGAUUUUGGAUCUUGUAUGAAUAUCUAUUCUCAGCAGGCACAUAGGGUUCAUGAGGCAGUAAUCCGGUCUGGUCUGGCACUCUCUUUACCCAGUGGCAGUUUCCAGCCUCUUUUUCUUGGAACUAGUGAGCUGGACCACAUUUCAAAAAUCCAUGAAGUUACAGGCACUCCUGGUAACAAAACUCCGGAAGUUCAAGCAGUGGAUCUUACUCGGUUUGGCACAUACAGUGCUUCAAGGAUAUUUAUUUCCUAACAAGUUCUUUGUUGUUAAACCUCUGGAGACAACUUAACACUUCCCUGGCUGUUGGAUGAAUAGGCAAACUUGAAUUUUCCCACCUGCUUUAUAGUUAAAAUACACCCAACUUUAAACUACAAACUGGCAAGUAUGGUUCCUACCCUGAUUCUUCCAGCUAAAAUUCCAUACUGAGAUUAUCUCUGUUCUGCUCACUUUUAAUUAUUAUUUUAAAUGUAUUAGGAAAAAGAUUUUUAUUAAAAGCUGUAUCUACAGUAGAGGACUUAAGUUCUUUCCAGGUAAGUUAUUAGUGUCCUAUUUCUUACUAAAAUAAAUUUUUUCCAUAUGGAAUAGAGUGUGGUAUGGGCAAUUGAAGCUUCUAGAUGACUGCCCUAAUAGUAAAGAAGAGGCUGAAAAAAGAAAACCCAAACACAUUCCUUGUGUGCUGCUGAACUACAAUUUGUGGCGGGGACAUACCCUGCCAACACAGAUGUGAGUAGCUCCUGUUGUUACCCUGAUAUUGGAUACUGCAAUUCUUUCCCUACUGGUUUUGUAUUUUUCCAGCUGAAGGAAAAAAAGUUUUUUAAAGUUAUUGCAUAUUUUUUCAACUGUUUCAUUUUGACUCAGACCAUAUGAAGCACUCAUAUAAAAGAAAUCUACGGGGAGAUAACUACACUAGUUUUCAGUGAUGAGGUUUAUCUGUAUUUUAACAGUUAAACCCACUACAUUAAUAAAACAAAACUUCUGAAAAAU